ACACAAGUACUCGUACAUAUUCGCUUUAUGUUCAGGUUUUGAGUUUUUUAAUAAAAGUUAAUAAAUUUUGCUGCAGAUUUUAUGAGUUUUUAGUUAAAAUAAAUUAAAUGUAAAAAUGUUGACUAAAGUUUAUGAUGCACCAACUGUAUUUAAGUAUCUAAACGGUGUCUUAGCGGUAUAUAAACCAGCAGGGAAAAAAGUUAUACAUGUGCGCAAUGCGAUUCUACACAACAUAUGCAAAGAGCUAAAUGAAUUAGAAAUCCGGGAACCUAGAAAGCUUAUGGCCAUAGCGCCAGGAGGAUCUUAUGGACAAAUUUUAAAAAAUGUAACUGAUUUAUCAGACGAUAUAUUAGCUGUAGGACCUCGUUAUAAAAUGGAAGAUUUUAAAUUUAGACCUGCUGUAAAUUUAGAAACGUACACAAGUGGAGUUUUAUUAUUAGGAUUAAAUUCAGGAGUUAAACUAGCAAACAAAAUUCAAAAAGCAAGAGCAAUUAGGGCUUAUUGUGUGACAGGAAAAUUAGGAACAGCAACAGAAAACCAUUUAGCCGAUUCUGCUAUAACUGCUCGAGCUACACACAAACAUAUUAGUGCAAGUAGAUUAGCUUCCUUGGUUGCUUCAUUACAGGCCUCCCACCUUCGAAAAAUGUAUGAGAUGUGUGGUGUAGAUAUACAGUCUCAAUCAGCUUAUGAAUUAGCUUGUCAAGGAUUAAUUAGGCCAGCUAACAAUAUACAACCAGUAAUUUAUUCCAUUAAAGUAAUUAAGUUUAGAAGACCUUAUUUUACUUUAGAAAUUCAUGCUAUCAAUGAAACGCAAUCAUACUUGGCAACCUUAAUUCAUGAAAUUGGUAUUGAAUUAAAAUCCGUUGCCCAUUGUUGUAAUUUGCAAUGUAUUCGCCAUGGUAAUUUCAAUGUAAACGACACAUUAUUAAGAAAGGAUUGGCAUUUACAAAAUAUAAUUGAUAAUAUGCAUCAUUGUAGGAAAUUAAUAGAAAGUAAUGAAAAUUUUACCAAUCAGGAAAAUAUAAAAAUUACUACUGAUCUUUAACGAUGAAAAUUCUAAGGAUUUGACGGUAAUGGGUUGAAAUUCAGUUUAAAGAUGUUGAAGCAGAUAAAGCCAUUUUCAUCAGGACGAUGGGAUUUCGUUAGUUGAUUAUAUUAAACGUAACGUUUAUUAAAAAAUGUUAAUUGGUAAAAUAACAAAUACGAUAUCGAAGUGUAUUGUUUUAUUAAAACCAUACACGGUACAAUCUGAAAAUUACAGGCUUGUGGGGAUAAAUCAUCUCUUUUUUUUUCUUUCAAAAAAUUAAGUUUGUACAUGGAAUUUAAGAAACUUUUCGAAGUUCUUGAAACCGGAAAAAGCAAGCUUGUGGGUAGGUUAAAAUAACAGCUCUCAACAAGCCACUUAAUACGUUCUUAUGAGUCAAGAAAGAUAAUUUUUUAACAUCAUAAAUCUGCAAGAUAAUUAACAUUUGUCAAGAUUUUUUUAAAUUUUGAAAUUUUUUUGAAAACCUAUCAAACGUAUUAGAUUAUUUAUAGUAGAAUAAUAUUUAAGAUUUUUUAAAUUUUUUGAAUCUAUUUUAA
This is a messenger RNA of Condylostylus longicornis, 1581 nucleotides long. Its product is annotated as pseudouridylate synthase TRUB2, mitochondrial. The transcript has 3 exons. Gene Ontology annotation, molecular function: RNA binding; pseudouridine synthase activity. NCBI's taxonomy places the organism in Eukaryota, Metazoa, Arthropoda, Insecta, Diptera, Dolichopodidae. Gene Ontology annotation, biological process: RNA processing; pseudouridine synthesis. The record is from RefSeq and is a predicted model, not a curated record. Bases 116 to 1045 code for a protein of 309 amino acids.